CCCAGAGUCACACCUCCUCUUCUUCCCGCAUUUGCUGCCAUUCCGGAACCAACCCAAUCCCACCUCUUCUUCUCUCAGUCCAUUUCUUCUUGCAACUUUUCUUCUCUUUUGCCAAACAAGACGAGGAAAGACAGGAGAAUCGUAUUCAAUUACGUUUUGCUGUGAGCCCCAAAAUUUUGAUAUUCACACGCUGAUCCCAAACGCUCAUCUCGACCCACAUAACAUUGACAGGAUCAAUCCAAGAACGGACUCCGCGUCACUAUUGGUAAACUCCACCAAGCAAUCACACUCGUCGCCAACUGAAGUCCAGCAGCCCCUUCAAGAAAACAAUUAGCUUACGCCGUCACCAGUGAUUGUCAAUUGAUUCGCACCUCUUGGGAGGCUUCACUGACCUUCACACUGCUAUUGUUCAAGCCACCUUUGGCAGACUCACCGCAAUUCCUCACUGCCUAAGCUCAGCGCGCCCGCACUUUUCACUUCAGCGUUCAUUGCUCGAGUCGAACUCGAAGCUACCGACCGUCGGUCUCUCUUCACAUUGCAAAUUCCGUAUCUGGAGAAGAUCCUGCGAGCCUCAACCUAUCAUUCAUUUGCUUUCUCGGCGCACCUUCACCAUAAAGUGCUGGCCCUAGCUCCAGUCACGUCAACGUCAAACGACCCUUUUUUGUCGCUAGAGAAACAUCCCACCUGAUCGUUGCGCGAACAACUGGGUCGAAGCGCUCGUCCAAUAUUCGCCCGACUUUAUCGACUCUAGACCCUAUCGUGGCUUUGCCUGCACGGCAACCGGUCCAUUCGCUUCGCAAGAAAAAUUCACCUUUGUCGCUCCUGCAACACCUGAGCAACCUGCGGCGCAGGACUUUUCUAUUCCAAAAGAUUGCAGUCUCAGUUUUUGGGACGACUAUGCAUAUACAAGUUUGACAAACAUCCUGUGAUAAGAGACGGGUGGACCGAGGCAGGCCUGGACAUGUCAGCUCCAAAACCUCCUGUGGCUCUCAAGAAUCAUUGCUCCAUCAUCCAUGAUGGGAUUAUCUACGUUUACUCGCCCGGUGCCUUUCAGACUUUGGAAUUGAAAGAGGGGGCACAAUGGAAGGAAGAGACAAAUGGGGUUUCUGUGACGGGCGCGACUUGCGUUAAGGGUGGUGUGGAUGGAGACAACACCAAACCAGCACUCUACGUCGUGGGAGGUGCUGCAAAUGCGUCUUCCUCAGACUAUCCUGGCUUGCAGCGCUUUUCGAUCGCGGACAAGUCAUGGAAGACCAUCACCCCCGUCGUCCAGGUCACGCAAAAUCGCCAUAACCAUGGAGCUGCCUACAUGAACGCCUCGUCGUCAAUCGUGGUGUAUGGUGGAUCGCAAGUGACCGGGUACGAGGGACUGUCUUCAGAAACAUUCUUGCUUGAAAUGUACCCACCGUACCGAGUAUUGGCUUAUAGCUCGACGGCACCUCCAACAGCGAAACCUAUCAUGCUGCCCUGGAGUGAGGAUAGGGCUUUGAUGGUAGGAGGCAGCUCCACCAACGUGAACGUCUUCACUUUCGGCCCCGCAGACGGAUGGCAAGACCUUGGGCUGUCUCUACCUAAUCCACUUCCUGAUUCUUCUGCUGCGCAGAGCGCACUCUUCACGCUGGACGACAACAGCAAGAUAUUGCAAACCUUCAACCUGGGCCAGACAGUGCCCAAUGUCACAACGAACGUGUUAUUGAACCCUGGAGGUCAGCCCGCGGUAUUUGGUGAAACAGCCGGAGGCAGCGCCUCAACAGCCAGUCCUACGCCAUCACCAACCUCCGCAUCCAAAACCAAAAGAUCGGUCUUUCUCAACAACUAUCCCAUUUACAACAAUAGCCUGGCGCCCUCUGAUUCUCGGACGGACUUUGACCUGGUUCAAGGCGACAAUGGCCUGGUAGCUUUCCUUGGUGGCAACUCCAAUGACCCGCUAGUAUUCUUCAACCAGUCGGGCAACAGCUGGAUUUCGACGACUUCGUUACUUGGCAAGCAACAGGCAUCCUCAAGCACGCCUUCAACUACACAGUCUGCUGCAACUUCAACUUCCACAGCAUCCAACGCGGCCAGCUCAUCGUCCUCUCACAAGGGUCAUGGUUUGGCCAUUCUGGGUGGAGUACUGGGUGGUAUCUGUGGUCUUGCCGCAAUUCUUAUCAUCCUUCUGCUCUGGCUCAGAUCGGUCCGCAGAAAGAGAGAGCAGGCAGAGAAGCAGAAUGAUUACGGCGAUGACAAGAAAAGGAGUGGGGAGUAUAACUACGAAGAAAGGGGCCUGAAACCUCUAGCUAGGCAGGGCCAGCCAAUGGGCAGAAGUCCCGUACCUUCAGCUGUGAUCACGGAAGCAGACAGCACAGCCAUGGUUGGAAAUAAAGCUGAUCCGAAGUAUCUGAUCCGGCGAGUAUCUUCCGAUCGAGCGCAGCCCGGGUUUCGAGGCUCAGGGAUCGCAUUCGGGCAGGCGCUGUUCAAGCGUGACAAGGCUCCUUUGUCUAUCUCCAAACCUAUGAACCCCAUUCUGGGCGACUACCAACAAAGGCCUAGCAUCGAGCUCGGUCGCGCCACGCCUGUUGUUGAACCUGCCGUAGCCGAAGCCGCCCCAACAAGGAAGGCUUCGCAGCGCAAGACCGACGAAGGAUGGGGCAAGUACUUUCAGAGCGAGGCACAGACGGGCAACAGGACAACGUUUUUCACCCGAAGCUCAGGCGCAAGUCGAGGCAAGAGUGGAUUUUGGCCAGGCUCUGGGGUGCCGGACAGCUCAAACAGGUCGAAUGCAGCCAGACCGUCCAAGAUCGUCAUACGGGACAGUAAUGGCAAUCCCCUGCAAGCGCAUACGGUUGCUGGAGGGAGUCCUACAUUCGCACAUGGACCUGCAGAUGCUCAGUCCAGGGGACUCCAGGUGGCGCAAGGAAUUCCUGCUCGCAUCUCUCGUGCCAGCUCCCUCGCGACCGACUCCGACGACGAUUAUGAAGAUGAGCAUAUUUCAGGCGCCUUCUCAAGCGGUAUUCCUGCCAGUGUGCACGAUAUGCCAUGGGCACCGGUAGGAAAUACUUGGUCGGGUCCAGCGCAGCGCCCGCUGCGACCUCCAAGUAGUUAUCUCCAGUCUCAGGAGCGCCCUGUGCAGACAGCCUCAUCCGCUGAGACGAGCGGCUCUGGGACCCAGAGCUCCUCAAUACCUUCAUUCCCGAUGCCGAAUUCCGUACGGAAUAUCCAACCAAGCAGAGGGAAUGUCAGCACAGCCACCGCGCCUUCGGCAGGAGAUACAUAUGACACCCGUGAAGCUCGUGAUUACUUUACGCACACGCGAGCAAGAAGUGGUACCCCCGACAACAACGACAUGUCGUGGUUGAAUCUGGGCACGCCCCGGUGACUCUCGAACCGGUUCUCACGGGUCCUCUACCAGUUUUUGCUUGAUGAUGUUGCACGAAAACCACCUGGCAGCCAGAUGCCUGUCAACACGGUGGGCUCCGCUGAGAGCCAAGGGAGUGCUGAUGCGAAGAAACAGGGUCUGUUUCGAACCCGGUCGACUCCACGGAAGACAACAGCGUUUCACUAUCCGAUGCAAUCGGCCAAGCGUGAAACAUGGGAGGACGACGUAAUAACUGAAUCACCAACAGUACCUAGUCCCACGGUUGCAAGACCUGGCGUGGAUUUGCAAUCUCGCGACAGUAGGAGGUUGACGAUGUGAAUUGAGACGAAAGCAUAUUUGGACGAUCCUCUGACGACCACUUAUGGCUAUGACGUGCCGGAUAUCUUCUCAUUUCUUCAAGCGAUCUCAUUUAUUUUCUUUAAUGUGCUGGAGGCCAUCUUGUCAAUGAUGAUAAUGAUUGAUGUCAUCAACGGAAUGUGCAUCAAUGUAGUAUAGCUGGAGGAGGUGAUAAUGUAAUGAUCUGGUCGUGUAGAGUUGGGGCUAGUCAUCGAAUCCAAGACGUGAGCCAUCCGUGGCCAUCUCCAUCUCCAUUUCCAGUCCGUAUGUCCGUG
Exophiala xenobiotica is the source of this 3966-nucleotide messenger RNA. RefSeq lists its product as uncharacterized. Lineage: Eukaryota; Fungi; Ascomycota; Eurotiomycetes; Chaetothyriales; Herpotrichiellaceae. The coding region runs from base 962 to 3355 and encodes 797 amino acids. The record is from RefSeq and is a predicted model, not a curated record. Gene Ontology annotation, molecular function: protein binding. The transcript has a single exon.